GGCUCCGCCGAGGAGCUGGGCGCGCCGAGGGUGCCGAGGUCUCGGCGGCCGGGAGGAUGGCCAAGGUCCCGGAGCUGGAAGACACCUUCCUGAAGGCGCAGCCCUCGCCCCGACUGCCCCCUGACAUCCGGGAAGACUGUUGCGUGCCGCUCCCGGGCAAGGGCUUGCUCGUCUACCCCGAGGACAGAGCGUACCCGGCGGCCGAGGCGCAGCCCAGGGGCGCGCAGGGCGGCGCGGGGCGAGGGGGAGCCCCGGAGCUGCGGGGGGGAGUGAAAUCGGAAAUGCAUUUGCAUGAUGGUAACUUUUCCUCUGAAGAAGAGGAUGCGGACAAUCACGACAGCAAAGCCAAAGCGGCCGAUCAACCCCUGUCUCAGAAGAAAACCAUCACGCAGAUUAUGAAGGAUAAAAAGAAGCAGACACAGCUCACGCUGCAGUGGCUUGAAGAAAAUUACAUUGUAUGUGAAGGAGUUUGCUUACCACGGUGCAUCCUUUAUGCACACUAUUUAGAUUUCUGCAGGAAAGAGAAAUUGGAGCCAGCCUGUGCGGCCACCUUUGGAAAGACAAUUCGCCAGAAAUUUCCCCUCCUAACUACACGGCGGCUUGGAACAAGAGGCCAUUCAAAGUAUCAUUACUAUGGGAUUGGCAUCAAAGAGAGCAGUGCAUAUUACCACUCCGUUUAUUCUGGAAAGGGCCUAACAAGGUUUUCUGGAAGCAAGCUGAAGAAUGAGGGUGGCUUCACUCGUAAAUAUUCGCUUAGCUCAAAGACUGGAACACUUCUUCCAGAAUUCCCCAGUGCUCAACACCUUGUGUACCAAGGAUGCAUUUCUAAGGACAAGGUUGAUACUCUCAUAAUGAUGUACAAAACUCACUGCCAAUGUAUCCUGGACAAUGCAAUUAAUGGAAACUUUGAAGAGAUCCAGCAUUUCUUAUUACACUUUUGGCAAGGAAUGCCUGAUCAUCUUCUUCCCCUGCUUGAAAACCCUGUUAUUAUUGACAUUUUCUGUGUUUGUGACUCAAUUCUUUAUAAGGUUCUUACAGAUGUACUCAUUCCUGCAACAAUGCAAGAAAUGCCUGAAAGCUUACUGGCAGACAUAAGAAAUUUUGCUAAAAAUUGGGAACAGUGGGUUGUUUCAUCAUUGGAAAACUUGCCAGAAGCCCUAACAGAUAAGAAGAUACCCAUUGUGCGAAGAUUUGUAUCUUCUCUGAAAAGACAAACAUCUUUCUUACAUCUUGCUCAGAUUGCCAGACCAGCUCUCUUUGACCAGCAUGUCGUGAAUUCCAUGGUGUCUGACAUUGAAAGGGUUGACUUGAAUAGUAUUGGAUCUCAGGCCCUUCUUACAAUUUCGGGGAGCUCAGACACUGAAUCUGAUAUCUACACGGAACAUGACUCUAUCACUGUGUUCCAAGAACUGAAGGAUCUCCUUAAGAAGAAUGCCACCGUGGAAGCUUUUAUUGAAUGGUUGGAUACUGUGGUAGAACAGAGAGUUAUUAAGACCAGCAAACAAAACGGAAGAUCAUUAAAGAAGAGGGCUCAAGACUUUCUGCUAAAGUGGAGCUUUUUUGGUGCUCGAGUAAUGCAUAAUCUCACCUUGAACAAUGCAUCCAGUUUUGGUUCUUUCCAUUUGAUUCGAAUGCUUCUUGAUGAAUACAUUCUCUUGGCCAUGGAGACCCAAUUUAAUAAUGACAAAGAGCAGGAAUUACAGAAUUUAUUGGACAAGUAUAUGAAGAAUUCAGAUGCAAGUAAAGCUGCUUUCACUGCUUCUCCAAGUUCAUGUUUUCUGGCUAACCGUAAUAAAGGGAGCUUAGUUUCCAGCGACACCGUGAAGAAUGAAAGCCACGUGGAGACAACCUAUCUUCCUCUGUCAUCCAGUCAACCUGGAGGCUUAGCCCCUGCUCUGCACCCGUUCCCUGCUGGGAAUACAGACAGCAUGCCACUCACAGGUCAAAUGGAGCUUUCACAGAGCACGGGCCAUCUGAUGACACCACCCAUUUCCCCAGCCAUGGCAAGCCGAGGAAGCGUCAUUAACCAAGGGCCAAUGGCAGGGAGACCCCCAAGUGUGGGCCCAGUACUGCCAGCUCCAUCACACUGCUCGACAUACCCAGAACCCAUUUACCCUACUCUCCCUCAAGCCAACCAUGACUUCUAUGGGACCAGCUCUAACUAUCAGACUGUGUUUAGGUCACAGCCCCACCCCCCAUCAGGACUCUAUCCUCAUCAUACCGAGCAUGGUCGAUGCAUGGCCUGGACUGAACAGCAGCUUUCUAGAGACUUCUUCAGUGGCAGCUGUGCUGGGUCUCCGUAUAACUCCCGGCCACCUUCCAGCUAUGGACCAUCACCACAUGCCCAAGAUUCACACAGUAUGCAGUUUUUAAAUACAGGAAGCUUCAAUUUCCUGAGCAACGCAGGGGCUGCCAACUGCCAAGGAGCAACAUUGCCUCCUAAUUCACCUAAUGGAUAUUAUGGGAGCAAUAUCAACUACCCAGAGUCUCACAGACUCGGAUCAAUGGUGAAUCAACACGUUUCUGUCAUCAGCAGCGUUCGCUCACUGCCUCCCUACAGCGACAUCCACGACCCCCUGAAUAUUUUAGACGACAGUAGUAGAAAACAGCCCAGCUCGUUUUAUGCAGACACAUCAUCUCCAGUUGCAUGUCGGACUCCAGUACUAGCUACCAGCUUGCAAACCCCGAUACCUUCCUCCUCAUCCCAGUGUAUGUAUGGAACUUCCAAUCAGUAUCAAGAAACCCUGGACUCCCAUGGAACAGGCAGUAGAGAAAUGGUGUCCUCUUUACCACCCAUCAACACUGUGUUCAUGGGAACAGCAGCUGGAGGCACUUAAACCAACAUUGUUGGGGGGGUUGAAACUUUAAAAAUCUCUGCUGUGCAAAUAUCAUUAUUCAUUCAGACUAUCAUGAGAGUAAAGAAAAUGGAAUAUGCAGUGGCUGGACAUUGUUUUUCAAGUGACUCGUACUUUGGACAACUCAGAGAAUGGAGAUACUUGCAGAGUUCGCCUUGCACACAAAUGGUUUAAAACGUGAUCUCAUUAUUAAUCAUACUUUCAAAAAUUAUCAAAUGAAAUCAGUGGAGAUUCAAAGAUGCAAACAUUUCAACUAUGAAGAUUUAAUAUUUCAUUUUCUAAUUUAUUAAAAAUUUGUGUGCUCUUUCAUCUUUGGUUUCUAAGAAAGAGAAAAGUAUAUUUAAUGCCUUCACAAUACCUUUAAAUUAUUAGGAUCUCAAAAUCAUUGUUUACUAUCCCUUAUUUGACAAAAAGUCAAAUGUGUAUGUUCUACCUCCUAUGGAAAUGUUUACAAGGUCAAGAUUUAAUUCAAUUCAGCCUAGACCAAAGUUGCUUGAUUUUCAAUUCCUGUGCAUUAGUGUGAUGAUUUCUGUUACAUAGCAAUAUUCCAAUUCUGUGUAACUGAAUAGAGAUAAUAAAUGCUUUCCCCUCUUUAUUUAAAAAAGAUAAAAAGAAAUAAGAGAAAUAA
This is a messenger RNA of Lemur catta (Ring-tailed lemur), 3483 nucleotides long. It is a transcript of the gene RFX6, whose product is annotated as regulatory factor X6. Gene Ontology annotation, molecular function: RNA polymerase II cis-regulatory region sequence-specific DNA binding; DNA-binding transcription factor activity, RNA polymerase II-specific. Bases 57 to 2837 code for a protein of 926 amino acids. The transcript has 19 exons. Gene Ontology annotation, biological process: regulation of transcription by RNA polymerase II. The record is from RefSeq and is a predicted model, not a curated record. NCBI's taxonomy places the organism in Eukaryota, Metazoa, Chordata, Mammalia, Primates, Lemuridae.